UCAGACGACAGCAAAUGAACGCAGCUUUACAAAAUUGUCCCAAAAAUUAAUAGUUUUCAAGUGAUUUCGCCUAAAGUUUCAACCCGUUGAAGCAGAUUCGGGAGAAUCACAUUUUCUGUAGAUCGUCCCAGCGCGGUUUCACAAAACAGAUCAUGCUAGGGAAGUACGAACCUCCCGAGGGUACAAUCCGGAACAACAGUAACCGGGUCGAUCCUGCCGCUGUGGUGAUGACGAUGAUGUCAUCACCACCCCCAUUAUACUCAACUAUUGCUGCUGGUUCGAUCCCGCUCCAGCAGGUAUCGACUUCCGCUGGUCCCAGGAAGAUGAACGACUCGAACAAUGUCACGGUGAUGGCUGGAACAUCCGGUGGAUCAACAACAACCAUAAUGACAACCGUUACGACGGGAACAGAUCUUCCAGGGAAGAUAACACAGUAUCAAUGUCAACUUUGUAUGAAGUGCUUCGAUAACAUCGUAACUCUCACGGAACAUUUGAAAACGCAUGAAAACGAUUAUCGGGCCAGUACUACUAAUUAUCAAAAUGGACCUGACCAAAUAGCGACCGGGAUGAUCAAGACGGAACCAACCACAUUUCAACUUUUGUCUCCUCCGAUUUAUCCUGGAUUCCAGGUAGCAGCAGUAAGUAAUGCUGCCCAGGCAUGUCAUAUAUGCCAAAAGGUUUUCAAUUCGGUAGACCAAUUUCAAGCGCACAUGAAGAUUCAUGAAAACGAGUUUCGCAAUAGAGCGUUAUAUCAAGCAGAUGGAAGUGGCCAACAAGCCCCAGCAGAAGGGCAAUCGGAAGACGGCAAACCUAUCGAUUGUAUCGUGUGCCAUAAAAAAUUUCAAACAGCCACUAUGCUAGCCGUACAUUUAAAGGAACAUAGCGCUCAGAAACCGUUUAGCUGCUCUGUUUGUGGCAAAGGAUUUAUUCAAUCCAACAAUCUUUCGACCCACAUGAAGGUACACUCUGGUCAAAAACCUUACAAGUGUGAGAUAUGUGGCAAACAUUUUAGUCAAUCGAACAAUCUGAAAACCCAUGUUCGGACUCACACCAAUGAGCGACCAUAUGCGUGUGCCAUUUGCGAGAAGCGUUUCAACCAGAAGAACAAUCUAACUACCCAUAUGCGAACUCAUGCUCUGUACUGCAAGGGAUGUCGCAUCCAAUUCCAUCAUCCUAGCGAACUUUCCAAACAUUCCCGGGUAUGUUAUUCGGAUCAGAAGCCCAACAUUUGCACCGUUUGCAACAAGGUGUUCCUCAACAACGAAGAACUUGCCGAGCACAGCAAGCAGCACACGCUCGUCAAACCUCAUAAAUGUCAAAUCUGCCAUAAAACGUUUACUCAAUCCAAUAAUCUUAAAACCCACAUGAAAACACACAUUUUCCAGGAUCCUUUCAAGUGUCUGUUCUGUUCUCGUUCUUUCCAAAACGAGGAAGAAUUUACCCGUCAUUCGCUGGUCCAUUCAUCGCCCAAACCGUUUAGCUGUCCAUACUGCGGCAAGCAAUUUAUCCAAUCCAACAACCUUAAAACGCACGUUCGAACGCACACCGGCGAAAAGCCAUAUAAGUGUUACAUUUGCGAUCGACUGUUCAACCAGAAGAACAAUCUCAACACCCAUCUGCGCAUCCACCAGGGUCUAAAACCGUACCAGUGUUCGAUCUGCGAGAAGCGCUUCAACCAGAGCAACAAUCUAAACAAACACAUUUACAAGGUUCACUGUCACGACAAACCGGGACCAACGACCACUUCCGCAGUUGCGGCAUCAGCAGCAGCAACAAGUGGACAGAACUCUGCAGUUGCUUCUCAUUCGCUAGUACCGCACCAGCUGGUCGCCUCGACCGUUACAAUCGAUGCACUCGGUGUGCAAGUUUCGAACAGCAGCAGUGGUGCAGCACCGUCAGCCCAUCAAGGUGGAAGUAGCUGACUUACACGUUAACACGUAACGCUUACUUUGGAAGGAAAGUAAACGAUAAUCCCACACCAACCAACCCAUAACAACAGAACAGUAGUAACGAAACGAACGUCAUUGUAGUAGCAACAGUAUAUGAUAUAAUGUAAUCCCCCGUAAAUUAAGUGAAAUAUUUAAUGAAAUAAAUGUUACCGAACG
This is a messenger RNA of Uranotaenia lowii, 2105 nucleotides long. Its product is annotated as zinc finger protein 883-like. The record is from RefSeq and is a predicted model, not a curated record. NCBI's taxonomy places the organism in Eukaryota, Metazoa, Arthropoda, Insecta, Diptera, Culicidae. Bases 153 to 1922 code for a protein of 589 amino acids. The transcript has 2 exons.